AAAAGAGGAAAAAAUUCAGAAACUAAAUAGUUUUCAAUCGAUGCCUUCUACCUCCUUCUCAGAUGGUAUUACUGAUAACUUAAAACUUACAUCCAAAGAGAAUAUUCAGAAAAGGUUAAGGAAUGAGGAGUACCAAGAGCAACCUUCAGCUAAGAAGGCAAAGGUUGAUGAUGACCAUGAGAUUGGAGCUUUGAAUGCUUCAGACCAAGAGGAAAUACAAAUCACAAUCGAUCAACAUAUUCCAACAUCUGAUAAUCAUAGCUUAGAAUUAAUAUUUGAAGAUUUAGAAAUAGAUUCAAAGACAAUCACAUUUUUUGAAAGAUUAACUGAAUGGAUGAGGAAUAAGGCGAAUCAACCAAUCAUCAAAAAAAUAAAUGAAAAGGAACGUCCAGUUGACGAUACCCAGUCAAAGACACAACUUAAAAAAGGAUUGCCGGUAUAUGUCUCAACAUCUAAAUUGAUAAUUAUGCAACGCUUAAGAAACAAACCAAAUGAUUUGGCACGAGCUCUUCUAAUAGAGUUGGUUGGCGACGAAAAUUUAAAAGAAAUGUGUGCAAAGGGAAGAAGAAAGAGAGGAAGGCCGGCAGUUCCUGCAGAUAUUAGAGAAGCUAUUCUUUAUUACGUACAACGGAAGAAAAGCAAAAACACGGAUGAUUUUAAAGAAAAACAUUUAACUAAGUUAAUAAACAAUACGUGUGGGACUUUGCGUCACCCUAGAUGUACUUCGGAGGAGGAAAAUGACAAGGCUUUAAAUAUGCGCAAGAACAACAAGAACGGGAAAGAGAAAAAAGAUGAAAUGGAUGAAGAAGAAAAUGAUUUAGAAGAGAGUAAUUGCGAGGACAAGAACGGAGAAGAGAAAAAAGAUGAAAUGGAUGAAGAAGAAAAUGAUUUAGAAGAGAGUAAUUGCGAGGACAAGAACGAGGAAGAGAAAAAAGAUGAAAUGGAUGAAGAAGAAAAUGAUUUAGAAGAGAGUAAUUGCGAGGACAAAAACGGUGAAGAGAAAAAAGAUGAAACUGAUGAAGAAGAAAAUGAUUUAGAAGAGAGUAAUUGCGAGGAUGUAACAGACGAAGAGGAGAAUGAUGAAAUAGAGGACAAUGAGGAAUAUUUUAGCGAAGAUGACAAGGGUGAAACGGAAAGUGAUGCAGAAGGAACAGAUUGAAAGAGAUUUUUAUUUUGCGUUUAAAUUUAAUUUCUUAUUUUG
Molecule: messenger RNA, 1201 nt
Organism: Leptopilina heterotoma
Lineage: Eukaryota; Metazoa; Arthropoda; Insecta; Hymenoptera; Figitidae
Product: coiled-coil domain-containing protein 136-like
Exons: 7
Coding region: 41-1159 (372 amino acids)
Molecular function (GO): DNA binding
Source: RefSeq, a predicted model, not a curated record